GUUAGAGUAGGAGGUUAAGAGGGAAAAUAGAAGAAUGUCUCACAGGAAGAGGAGCUUCACUUUUGGAGCAUAUGGGGGAGUGGACAAAACCUUCUCCAGGUCAAGACAUAUUUGGAAACAAGAUGGCAGAAUCCCGCGAAUAUCUGACCCGUUAGAACGUCCUGGUCUGGUCAAGUCCUUUCCGCCAUCACCUGCUCCGACUCUUCUAAAGACAUCAGAUAUAUUUGCAAUGAUAGAGCGAAUACAGAGCAGUAGAAUGGACGAGCAGAGGUGCACUCUUCCACCUCCUCUCAAAACAGAGGAAGAUUACAUUCCAUAUCCCAGCGUCCAUGAGGUAUUGGGUCGUACAGGCCCUUUACCACUCAUUCUGCUGCCCCAGUUUGGGGGUUACUGGAUUGAAGGGACCAAUCAUGAUUUAGGCUCCUCCUCCACAGCAGAGGAACCGCCCCCUUGUCCCGCAUCACAGGUUAAACUGGAGACAAACAGCAUAGCCAAGAUCUACAGGAAACACUUCCUGGGCAAGGAGCACUUUAAUUAUUACUCAGUGGACAGCACUCUGGGCCACCUGGUCUUCUCGGUGAAGUAUGAUGUGAUUGGAGACCAGGAGCACCUUCGACUGUUGCUUAGGUCAAGGUUUAAAACCUACCAUGAUGUGAUACCAAUUUCUUGUCUGACCGAGUUCCCUAAUGUUGUGCAGAUGACGAAGCUUGUCUGUGAAGAGGUGAAUGUGGACCGAUUUUAUCCCAUCUUAUACCCAAAGGCAUCCAGACUUAUUGUGACCUUUGAUGAGCACGUCAUCAACAACAACUUCAAGUUUGGAGUCAUCUACCAGAAAUUUGCACAGACAUCAGAAGAGGAGCUAUUCGGAAACAGCGAGGAAAGUCCAGCUUUUGUUGAGUUUCUGGAGUUCUUGGGAGAGAAGAUUGAACUUCAUGAUUUUAAAGGCUUUCGUGGUGGCCUGGAUGUGACACAUGGUCAGACUGGAAUUGAGUCAGUCUACCACAACUUCCACAAUAAAGAGAUAAUGUUCCACGUGUCCACUAAGCUGCCAUAUACUGAAGGUGAUUCCCAGCAGCUCCAGAGGAAGAGGCAUAUAGGAAAUGACAUUGUGGCUAUUGUGUUCCAAGAAGAAAAUACACCAUUUGUACCCGAUAUGAUUGCAUCAAAUUUUCUUCACGCUUAUGUAGUGGUUCAAGUGGAGAACGCCUGCACUGAUAACGUCCUCUAUAAGGUAUCUGUGACGGCAAGAGAUGAUGUGCCUUUCUUUGGACCAGCCCUCCCAGACCCAGCUGUCUUUAAAAAGAGUCCAGAGUUUCAUGAGUUCCUCUUGACUAAACUGAUCAAUGCUGAAUAUUCCUGCUAUAAAGCAGAGAAGUUUGCCAAGCUGGAGGAGAGGACACGUUUUGCUCUGUUGGAGACUUUAUAUGAGGAGCUACACAUGAACAGCCAGUCCAUGAUGGGACUGGGAGGAGAUGAUGACAAACUGGAGAAUGGAGGAGGAGGAGGCGGUGGCUUCUUUGAGUCUUUCAAGCGAGUAAUACGCAAUAGAAGUCAGUCUAUGGAUGCCAUGGGCCUCAGUAACAAGAAACCGCACACCGUCUCCACCAGCCAGAGCGGAAGCUUUACACACAACCCCCCAGACACCCCCAAAACACCCGGCAUUUCCUUGAUUAUUCCUGGGAAAAGCCCAACCCGUAAGAAAUCUGGUCCAUUUAGUUCCAGGAGGAGCAGUGCCAUUGGGAUUGAGAACAUACAAGAAGUUCAGGAGAGAAGCAGUCGAGAGGUGUCCCCUAGUCCACAGAGGACAUCUGACAGUGGACACACCACUCAGGACCUCAGAUUAGACAACUCGUCCAGUCAGAGCUCACCUGAGAUGCAGAUCACUAAGAUUGGUUCGGCCCUGUGCUGUCGAGCUCCCUCGAUCCCUGAGUCUCAGGAUCUGUCUCGCUCCUCGUCCAAUGCCAGUAGCUUCACCAGCGUGGUGGAGGAGAACGAGCAGGAACAUGAAGUUACAGAGGACUAUGACACAGGACUGGAGAGUCUGUCUUCAGCCGGUACGCCUCACAAACGAGAUUCGUUUACAUACAGCAGCGUGUGGUUGGAAGACAGCCCUGGUACUACUAGUCAGAGCAGUUCACACGGUCCCUUUCGACAGCAAUCUGAACCUCGUCCUAAAACAGAGAGACAACACUCGAACUGCUAGCUGUCCUGUAGGCUGUAGAUGACUUCAUGGAUGUCCAUCAACAGCAUUUUCAUAAGCAGCCCUCUGCAGCGGACGCUCGACGUGCUCACAAGAGUUCCUGUGGAGACACGGAUGUGAAGGGGAGUGAACUGCUAGUUCCAGCCUGGAGGCGUACAGUCGGGCAAGUGUGCAUCAGAGUAUCAGCGCGCUCUUUUUAAGGACUCGACCCCCUUAUCUUCUAUCAUGUGGCUGUUGGUCUGUAGGCAAAAUAGCAAACCUGACCUGUUGAAGGCAGAAGAAGAACAGAGAAGAGCUGCCAGCAGGCGACAAAUCACGCAUGAUUAUGGCCUUAUCAUAGGCUGCUUUCUUUCUUUCUGUCCACAGUGGCCCUCAUUGUGUGGGUUUGGGUUUUAUUUGUCAUAUUUAUUUAUUUAUUGAGUUGAUCUUUUAGUAACGGGGGGUGGGUAAGCUGUCACAAGCUUUCGGCAUCUUUCAGAAUAACAAACGAGGUUCAACCUAAACCAAUCAUGCUUAAAAUACACAUGAACCCGCAAAGCACUGUAAUACACAUCUGUGUGUGGUUCUGUUUUGUUGCCUUUUGUGUCAUGAUGUAGUGAUGUUGAAAAUGAAUAUAGGUAAAUGUUAAAUGUUGUUCUUCAGUGUAGUUCUCUAUCUUCUGGUGUCAAGCACACAAGCCAUUUCCAGUCCCGUCCAAUAAAUGAAGCGUAGGCAUUAUAAUUUAUGAUCAAAUGAAUAGAUCAGGUGUGAGAUGCUGUACACUUUUUAAAUAGUAUUUAUUAAGAUUAUGCUGUUUUACUGAUCAACAUAUUUUGUAUGGCCACAGCUGUUUGUGGUCAAACUGACACGUGUGUAAACCGUACACUAAUGUAGUAGCCUCAUGUUUUAAAGCUAGCAGUGCGGAUUAAAUCAUCAAUGUCUCUCAUGUUUUGUGGUCCAAGGUCACAUAUAGUCCUACAGGCAGAGCAGAAUAAAAAUGUCCGAUAUAUUGAAGUCCUGAAGACCUUUUAGCUUAUAUGACAGGUGAGCAAUAUGAAUGUAAAACUGUAAGACACAUAUAUGAUAGUGGAUAUGAAUAAUGGAAAACACUAGGUCAGAAUAUAUUCAUCCAAUGCUUUAUGUUCGAUAGCAAAUGUUGGGCAUUUUAUUUUGUUUUCAAACACAAAUGCGUGUUAUAUUGAUUACAAACAAAAAUGUCCAUUUUAGAUCAUAUAAUCAAAAUAAUAUUUUAGUUUUUAAACAUAGCACUAUGGUGUUAAUGCUUUCCCAUUCAUCUCAA
This is a messenger RNA of Sinocyclocheilus rhinocerous, 3479 nucleotides long. RefSeq names its product RAP1 GTPase activating protein b (gene rap1gapb). The coding region runs from base 35 to 2203 and encodes 722 amino acids. Lineage: Eukaryota; Metazoa; Chordata; Actinopteri; Cypriniformes; Cyprinidae. Gene Ontology annotation, molecular function: GTPase activator activity. Gene Ontology annotation, cellular component: cytoplasm. The transcript has 25 exons. Gene Ontology annotation, biological process: regulation of small GTPase mediated signal transduction. The record is from RefSeq and is a predicted model, not a curated record.